CAGCUUGAGCAUAAAAACAACAGCGUGGGCGUUCAGAGCUGUUUUUGGUGCUGUCUUCUUUGCUCUGCUGCGGAAAGUUGACAAAAUGGUGCAACAGCUCUCCAAACCUGGAGCGAAGGAGACUCUUUUGCUGAAAGCUGGCCACCCUCCGGCAGUAAAAGCAGGAGGUAAACGAGUGGCCAAGAAAAGCUUGGAAGAGACUGGCCCCCAUGGGACCCCAGAGAAGGACACAAAAAGGUCUGAUAAAGUCAGCAGGUCCCUUGGCACCGCCAGCAGGAUGCAACAAGUUGGGAUACUUAUGGCAGGAACUCUUGACAAGCUGAGCCAUGACUUUCCAGAGGUACCAGUAAGCGUGAGGCACAGCAAGGUGCGCCCUGCAGUGGAGAAAUCUCACUGCACUCGGACCUUCUUCAUCCAGCAGCCCAGGAAGUGGUGAAGUUGUUAAAGAACCCCCCCCACCCACCCUCGAGGCAACUGUGUUAAGUCGGCUGUGAAACGUCAACAUGAAGUGUUAAACUCAUGAGGGAAUUGACAGGCUAUCUGUAAGGUGUUGAUGGAAAAACGGCUUUCAUCAAGCUCUGUUUACUUGGAGGGGAAAAAGGUUAUUUUGGGCUCUGCUUGCUUUUUUUUUAGAAUUGUUUAAACCAGCAUUCAAUGCAUCGUUCCUAGCGUUACCAGAAAUGCUGUAGUUGUAUUCACCAGCUGAUGAGGAAAAGAGGGAUUUGGGUUAAAGUAAGUUUAAUGGGUUGAAGGGAUGUGAAUGGAGCUUCAACUGCUUGUUAAAUACAAUCUUUGUAUUGCUUUGCACUUAUUGUAGAUUUAAUAAUAAAAACUUGCAUGGGA
Molecule: messenger RNA, 843 nt
Organism: Melanotaenia boesemani (Boeseman's rainbowfish)
Lineage: Eukaryota; Metazoa; Chordata; Actinopteri; Atheriniformes; Melanotaeniidae
Gene: dapl1b.1
Product: death associated protein 1b
Exons: 4
Coding region: 86-436 (116 amino acids)
Biological process (GO): apoptotic signaling pathway; cellular response to amino acid starvation; negative regulation of autophagy
Molecular function (GO): death domain binding
Source: RefSeq, a predicted model, not a curated record